AUGUCAGCCCAAGAAGAGGCACAGCGUCGCAUCGGAGCCAAGUCUCGUGCCUCAAUGGUCGCAUUUGCUUUUGGUAGAUCUCUUCUUGCCUGCUGUCCUGUUCUGCUGCUCCCUCUCUCUCUCUUUCUCUCCUAUCAUGACUCCUGGCACUCCGGCGAAACUACUGCGAUAUACGUCUGUUGGGGCCGACGGGUACCUAUCAAUCGCCUAUCCCGCUGGGAAACUGCAGAUCUGCCCCCCCUCUUUGUUUUGUGA
Molecule: messenger RNA, 255 nt
Organism: Monascus purpureus
Lineage: Eukaryota; Fungi; Ascomycota; Eurotiomycetes; Eurotiales; Aspergillaceae
Source: the annotation of a GenBank genome assembly